AUGGGCUCGCUGCCGCAAUCCACCACUCUCGACAUCCUUCAGGCCGAAUUCUCUCCUCCGCUAGACAGCUCGCUCAUCGCGGCAAUAAUUGCGGAUUACGAUGAUCUUUCCGACUCAGCAAAUCAGAUGCAGUCUCUUUGGGAUAUCUUGAUGCGACUAGCUGCCCAAGCGGAGAAGGAAAUCCAGGGUGAAGACAUUCUAUCUGAACAACUCUCCAGUGCACACAUAUCACCAUACUCUGUCAGUGACGGCGCCAGCAGCUUUCCUGAUGUCCUAUCCCCGGGCGGUAGCACCACGACUUCCAGCUCUUCGUCUGACUCCUCUAGUCAACAAUCAUUCGCUUCCCCGCUCGGGUUCCUGCAGGCAGCCUUCCCUGAUGUCCCGACCUCCAAACUCAAGAGGGUGCUCAAGGAUCUUGGAAACGCGGAUGAUCUGGACAUGGAAUCAGCUGUCGAGCAUGUACUCUCAGCUGAAUAUGUGCGAGAGCUCGAAGAACGUGGUCUCGAAGGAUUAGAUGAUUUAGACAUUCCAGAGGACUAUAACGCUCAAUGGCUUACGGUUGAGACAAAGAAAGCGCCUCAGAAAGCAGCAAAGAAGAACAAGAAACGCGGAACAACGUUCACGCUCAUCGAUGUCCGCCAGAAGCAGCGCGAACGUACGCCGCCGAUGUCGCCUCGUCCCGCUGUACCCGAUCCGUGGACGCAGCUGUCGUCCGUCGCGUCCUACCUCUCCGCCUUGAUACCCACUCAUCCCGCUUCGUACUUCCAGUCCGUCUUCCACUCUCCUGAGAAUGCUACCCCGGCGAAGGCUGUCCGUGCUGCCCUCCGUUCGAUAGCAUCCACGUCCGGCGCGUCCAGCUCGGAGCUGGAGUUAGAACUCAUGCCUGGUGACACAACGUCUCUGUUCACCAUGUUUGACGUUCUCAACUCCAUGCCUGAACACGCAGAGCUGAACACGGAGGAACGCGAUCAGAUGAUGGAGGAUGCUCAGUUAGCUCUCCGUGCCACGCAAGGCCAGCCCGACACGGCGCUCGACAUCGUCGGGAUCAUCCGAGAGCUCGACAGCGAUUCCACCUCUGGUGAAUUCGCAUGGGGCGUGUACCAUUCGCCCGCAGCGCAAUCUCCUCGCCACCCAUCGUUUGCCGCUUAUGGCCCUGCGAAGACACUUCGUAUAAACCUUCCGUCGGGCCCUCCUCCGGCCCCUCCACCUCCCCACAUACGGCCUCGCUCUCCUGAGAAUGACAAUCGCAUCAUGCAGCCACCGGCGAAUGCAUGGAAGACGGUGCCUCAGCGGCAGCCGUCAGGCCCACACCCGUUGGUCGAGGUUAUACCUGCGUACAAGCGCAAGGUGCGCGGGGGCGGAAACGGCCUCGGCAAGGGCGGAAAGGGCGACGUCGGCGAGCUUAUAUCGGCUAGCAGGCAGCGUGGGAUGCAAGAGCUGAAGGAGAGCAGAAGGAAAGCAUUAAAGGAGGCCGGGAGAGCGUGGCAGAAAGGGAAUACGAAGACGCGCGGUGGGGAGAUCGCUUUGUACUAUGCAGAGAGGGCUCGUGAGCUGCAGCAGCAAGCGUUACAGGAACAGUUAGGCGCUGCGAUGGAGAUAGUCCAGGCUAAGCGAACGACGUCCGUCAAUGGAGGUACCGUUGAUCUCCAUGGGACUACGAUUGUCGAAGCCGUCUAUAUCGUCAAGGACAUUUUACGAGAGUCCGGAUCUUCUCCUUCCAAACCGCUGCGGGUUAUCACUGGCCGCGGUACGCACUCCGUGAACGGCGUGGGCGUCCUCGGUCCGGCGAUCAAGAACGCUCUGCAGCAAGACGGCUGGGUUGUUGCUUCCUUCGACGGCGGUCUGGUCGUCCGC
Messenger RNA from Laetiporus sulphureus 93-53, 1854 nucleotides. RefSeq lists its product as uncharacterized. The transcript has 5 exons. The record is from RefSeq and is a predicted model, not a curated record. The annotation marks the transcript as partial. NCBI's taxonomy places the organism in Eukaryota, Fungi, Basidiomycota, Agaricomycetes, Polyporales, Laetiporaceae.